This is a messenger RNA of Trichomonas vaginalis G3, 1119 nucleotides long. RefSeq names its product glucokinase family. Gene Ontology annotation, molecular function: glucokinase activity; D-glucose binding; ATP binding. Bases 1 to 1119 code for a protein of 372 amino acids. Gene Ontology annotation, biological process: glucose 6-phosphate metabolic process; glycolytic process. The record is from RefSeq and is a predicted model, not a curated record. Lineage: Eukaryota; Parabasalia; Trichomonadida; Trichomonadidae. The transcript has a single exon.
AUGACUGCAAAUCAGUUCGCCCCGAUCAAAUCCUGGAACAAUGGCCGUAAUCCAAUGUUCUGCCUCGGCUGCGAUGUCGGUGGUUCUGGUCUCCGCAUCCGCUUUUCAAAUUACUUCAACCCAAGUGAGUACAUCGACGUCAAGCACAUCAAAGCACAGAAUACAGCUGAUGCCUUAAGACAUCUUAACGAGCUUUCAGCUAAGAUCAAGAAAGUCGCACCAAACGCCGAAUCAAGAGGCGCUGCAAUUGCUGUUGCAGGUCCAAUUAAGGAUAACACUGUUAUCUUCACCAACUGGCCAGGUAAGGCUGAGAAUAGAACAGUCAGCUUAAACCAGCUUCCAAAGACACUCUUCCCACAAGGUCAUUCACUCUUCCUCAACGAUCUUGAGGCAGGUGCUUACGGUGUUAUUGCCGCUGAAGAGCAGGGUGUUCUUUCUCCACUCUUCGAGCAGAUGUGGCCGGAGAUUGCUCCAAAGGGCAAAUUAAUCUCCGACAACAGAACAGCAGUCCUUGCUAUGGGCUCUGGCCUUGGUGUUGCUCUUAUCGUUAAGACACCAAUCCUCCAGCAGCCACUUGUCGUCCCAUCUGAGCUUGGACACCUUCAGAUCCCAACUGUUUGCUUCCGCCAUAAGGACUACCUUAACGAGCAACAGCUCAUCCAAUUCGUCUCAGAUCACUACUACAACGGCCGCCAAAUGCCAGAAUACGAAGACAUUGCAUCUGGCAGAGGUCUUUGCUUAGCUUACCAAUACGAAUACGAUCGUAUUAACCAGGUCAAGAUCCCACUCGAUCAGAUCGAAGGUGGCGAAGUUGCACAAUUAGCUCAGAAGGGUGAUAAGAUCGCUAGAAAGGCCCUCUUAUACCACUACUUAUACUUCAUGAGAGCUGCUAAGGCUGUCUCUACAACAUUGUCUUGCGACUCUGUCCUUAUGGCUCUUGAUAACCAAGUUAAGAAUGAUUGGUUCGUUAGAUCCGCUUUCGAUGAACUCUGUGAAGAGUUCUAUCACUUCAUCCGCCCAGACUGGAUGAAGAGCAUCAGAGUCUACACACAAGUUAAGACUCUUAACUUUAACAUCCUCGGUACGGAUUACAUGGCUCAUAAGAUUGCUGAUAAGUAA